AUGGCAUUAGCACUAGCAAAGAAUAUUGAUCUACAUUUACCGUAUUAAUAGCUUCCAACUAAAAAAUAAAAAAAAAUUAAAAUACAUUGUUUAGAAUAUGGCCAUCGUGAUUAAAAAGUAGAAUAUUUAAACUUAACACCCGAAACUGAUGUGAUAAAAUCAAGAUUACAAUGUAUUAAGUGCAUUAAUGGUCCUUACUCAAAUUUUAGGUAGUAAAAUGCUGUGCUCGAAGAAGUUUUAAGUGACGACAUGAAUGUUAUGAAACAUACACAUUUUUAGGGAAAUCUUUACCAAGAAUUUUCAAAUCUUUAUCAUUCCUUAAAUUUAGAUAUUAGCAAAGAUGACAUUAAAUUUAGAAUUGCAACAAUUAAAAAAUAGAUUUUAUACGAUCUUUAAGUAUUAGAAUAAGAUGUGCUUAGUAAUUAUGAUAAGUAUUAAGAAAUAUAAGAUAAAAUAAAAUAAUAAGUUGACAAUUUAAAACCUGAUUUUGAUUUUUCUGAGUUAUAAGUGCAUUUAGAGAAUUACGCCAAAGAAGGUCCCAACCCCCCACCUAAGUCAUAAAAGAAAAUAAAUGAUUUACUUAAUAAAUAUGUUUAAAACUUACAUAACCCAAAAAUAGCUCAAAAAAAAAUCGACAGUUUAGAAUAGCUUAAAACAAAGGUUAAUGACUUUACUAAGAAAUUAUGCUUUCAUAUUCAUAAACUUGACUAAGGAAUGGAAAAAAUUUAAAACAUAAUUGAGGAAAUGAAAAAAACAUUCUCUGAAAAUAACUUUACCUAAUCCUAAUUGUCAAACGACUAUAUAUCAAUAGUCUUGGAAAGAAUUGACAAAGAUUAUAAAGACACUACAAAAGUUGAACAAAUAAAGAACUUAUAUACAAGUAUUCAUGAGGGACUUAAGUAUGAUACAAUAUUAAACCAUCUAAAAUAGGAAGAAUCAUCAAAAUUGCUCUUUAUUUUCAAAAGUUCUAAUUCUUAAAUAUUUGGAGCAUAUACUUCACCUGCACUUGCACCUGCACCUGUACUUGCACCUGCACCUGCACCUGCACUUGCACCUGCCGUUUAAAAUCCUAGUUUUAUGUUUUCAUUAAGCAAAUAAUAAAUUUAUCCUUUAAAUUCAAAUACGAAACCUUUAUAAUAUAAUAAGGAUGCUAAUGACAUUAAUGAGCUAUUUACUUUAGGAACUCAAGAUCUAGUCAUAUAAUCAUCAUUUGAAAAAUGUAAAUCAAAAUUAGGCAGUAGCUUUGAUUUAAGUGGUUACUAGAUAACCAAUUAAGAUAUGCAUUUAGCAAAUGCAGUAGAAUUUGAAAUAGUUGCCUUAGAGAUAUUCAAAUUAUGA
This is a messenger RNA of Paramecium tetraurelia, 1338 nucleotides long. RefSeq lists its product as uncharacterized. NCBI's taxonomy places the organism in Eukaryota, Ciliophora, Oligohymenophorea, Peniculida, Parameciidae. The transcript is spliced from 5 exons. The record is from RefSeq and is a predicted model, not a curated record.